Molecule: messenger RNA, 2894 nt
Organism: Zonotrichia leucophrys gambelii
Lineage: Eukaryota; Metazoa; Chordata; Aves; Passeriformes; Passerellidae
Gene: ORC2
Product: origin recognition complex subunit 2
Exons: 16
Coding region: 159-1877 (572 amino acids)
Biological process (GO): DNA replication
Cellular component (GO): nucleus; nuclear origin of replication recognition complex
Molecular function (GO): DNA replication origin binding
Source: RefSeq, a predicted model, not a curated record
CGCUGCCGCCGCCUCUGCCGGGGGCGCGGGAGCGGGCGGGACCCCGGUCCCGCAGGAGCGGCGCCGUGAGGGGAGAGGGCUGAGGCGGGGCCGCUCCGCGCCCCCCUGGCGGCAGCGCCCCCCGGCGGCGGGGCCGCGCCCACGUGAGGGGAGCCGCCAUGAGCCGGCCCCAGGGGAUGCGCGGCAGCCGCCGCUCCCUGCAGGUGAAGUUCGUGCCCGACGAGGACGUCCUCAAGCACAUCUCCGACGAUGCAGGAACUAAAGUACGGAAGGACAAGGCUCAGCUGAGUGUCAGUGUCAAGAGAUUUGUGAAGAAGCUUGAGAAUAUUUCUGAUAACGAAGCUCAGGAGAUCCUGGAAGAGAAGAACUAUGUUGCUGCUCUUGGAAUAUGUGCCCAAGAUCCAGUGGGCAAUGGCUCAAAUAUAAGUGGUGGUGAAGUUUACUCAUUCCAGACUCCCAAACGCUCCAAUAAAAUGGCAGAGCUGGCUUCUGAAUUAGCCCAGACACCAGAAAAGAAUGUGGCACCUGAUGACUCCAAAUGCCCUGAGAAGAUGGCCAAAACCCCUCAAAGCAGCAAGCGUUCAGGUUCAAACAAAGUGCAGCAGAGGAGUAAAAAGAAAGAAUUUGUGUCCACCACACCUUACAGACUCAGAAAGAGACUAGCAGCUCCAGAUCCCUAUUUAGAAAGUGAGAGUGAGUAUUCUGCUUCCUGCUCAGAGGAGGAGGAUGAGGAUGAACAGAAGGAAGUCAGCGCUGUUUUAUCAGAUCAAAAGACUCCAGCAAAAACUAAGGCUGCAUCUACACCUCCUCCCAGAAACAGCCUAGCCAAAAAAAAUAAGGAGCAGAAGAUGGGCAACUUGGUGGAGGAAUACUUUGAAGCUCACAGCAGUUCCAAAGUGCUCACUUCAGACCGAACACUGCAGAAGCUGCGGAAAAGAAGAUUGGAUCAGCAAACACUGCGUGAUCUUUUGAAAAAUGCUCCCCUUGCUUAUGCUGCUGAAAUUAGAGACCUUAACCAGCAACAUGAAUCCUUGUUUUCCAAAUGGAUGCUGCAAUUACACUUGGGUUUCAAUAUUGUGCUUUAUGGACUGGGCUCAAAGCGUGAUCUGUUGGAGAAGUUUCGUACCUCUUUGCUCCAGGAUUCUGUUCACCUGGUGGUUAAUGGAUACUUCCCCAGCAUCACUGUGAGAUCUAUUCUCAACUCCAUCACAGAGGAGGUUUUGGACCAUAUAGGGACCUUCCGCAGCCCCCUGGACCAACUUGAAUUCAUAACCAAAAGGUUCAAAGAAGAUUCAUCUUUAGAGCUCUAUGUCCUCAUUCAUAACCUGGACAGCCAGAUGUUGAGAGGAGAAAGAAGUCAGCAGAUCCUUGCACAGUUAUCCUCCCUGCCUAGCAUUUACCUCAUUGCCUCUAUUGAUCACAUCAAUGCUCCUCUCAUGUGGGAUCAGGCAAAGCUGAGCCUCUAUAACUGGCUUUGGUAUGAGACAACCACAUUUAAUCCUUAUGUGGAGGAAACAUCUUAUGAGAACUCGCUUUUAGUACAACAGUCUGGAUCUUUGGCUUUGAGCUCCCUAAUGCAUGUCCUGCAUAGCCUCACUCUCAAUGCCAGAGGGAUAUUCAGACUGCUUGCUCAGCACCAGCUGGAGAAAAAGGACAAUCCAUCUUAUCCAGGGCUGUCUUUCCAGGAUUUUUACCAGCAGUGUCGGGAGGCUUUCCUUGUGAACAGUGACUUGACACUCAGGGCACAGCUGACAGAAUUCAGGGACCACAAGCUGAUCCGGACCAAGCGGGGAGCUGAUGGUGUGGAAUACUUACUAAUUCCUGUCGAUGACAGUACCUUGACGGACUUCUUAGAGAAAGAGGAUGAAGAUGUGUAACAUCUGUGUCCUCAGUGUCUACAGCAACUGCUCUCAAAGGCUGCUGGAGAAGGGCUUAUGCUCAGAUCUCUUUCUCCAGCCUCACAGCUGCUGCAUUGAUAAGUAAUAAUUCUAAAGAAUCUUGCUCAUUGUUCAACUGCCUCAGGUAGUUUGGAAUGAUGAUUCUGUAAGCAAGGCCUCUCUUGCGCUCUAGUUGGAUUUGUCUGCUUUGUCUCUUAGCUCAGACAAUGCCUUCUUCCUACCUGUGCAUCCAACCUCACAGCCAGAAAAACAAACUUGGUGAGAUUGUGCCUUCUGCUCUCUACCUCAGUAGACAUGAAGGUUUUAUUGGAGCAAUUUACUUGGGAAGUGCAAAUCACAAGAUGGUCAAGAGCUUUAGUUUGUACUAGUGGUGCAAAUUUUCCCAUUUGAGUGCUAUCCAGUACUCCUUACCAUUUAGACAAAACUAGCUUCCAUUGUAUGAAGGCAAGAUUUAUAGUGCUACAAGACCUGUCUUGACUGCAUGAGGAAAGGAGAAUAUAAGUGGGUUUGGGAUGCUGCAGGUGACUUAGUAAAUUCUGGCAAUAAAACUGAAGGACUUGUUCCAAACUAACAUCCUUUUGUAAGAUUUAGAUAAUCAAAAUUAUGAUGGACUCAUGUCAUUGCCUGCUACUUUCCAACGUGCAGUCCAGGAAUAUGAAGAGGCUAUGAAGCUUUUUCGUUUAUUUUUUUAAAUCUUGAUUGUAUAUUUAUAUUUUUUACAUCAGGAGUGCCCACUGAUCCUGGAGGAGGCCUUAAAUGCCACUUAGAAGCUCUCCCUUUUUUUAAGCUUUUAGAGGUUGGGAGACUACUGAAGUUUGACAUCUUUUCUUCAAUUCUUUUUUUCUCAGUUAUGUGGGAGGAAGCUCUGUAGUUCCAUCAUCUGUAGUCUGCCAGCCAGACUUCAGGGACUCUUUAUGCCUAAUAUUUGGUAGCUGUGUUACAGCUCAGUGUUGUAAUAGUUCAAAUCAAUCAAAUAAAGUACUUUAUUAAUUUUCA